AUGAGAGGAGCAGAUGAAAAUGGAAUAGAUGCAUUCAGAUAUAUGCAAAGAGCCCAACAUAUAGGAAAAGUUAUCAUCAAAAUUCCAACUCCUUUCAAAUAUUUGGAAUUUGAUACAGAAAUUUACGAAUCAAAGGAUCUUAUCGGUUUUGAAGAAAAUAAAUGCAAUAGUGAGUAUGGUAUUUAUAUAAUUACCGGUGGAUUGGGAGGAAUCGGGAAAAUUAUGACAAAGUGGAUGUUGGAAGAAGGUGUCAGAAAGAUUGCAAUUUUGUCAAGAAAUGCGAAUAAUGACUCUUUGAAAGAUGUUCCGGAGAUACAAGAUUAUUUGAAGACGGAUAAUAUUCAAAUUGAAUGUAUAAAAUGUGAUGUUUCAAUUUUAUCACAAGUAGAAAAUGCGUUUAAAGAAAUCUCAAAUAGAUUUGGAAAAUCAACUCCAAUACAUGGAAUAUUCCAUGCAGCUGGUAUUUUAAUGGACGGGGCAAUUGCUUCUCAGACAAUAGAAAUGAUGGAGUCUGUAUAUGCACCAAAGGUAUAUGGUGCAUGGAAUUUACAUGACUGUUGUGAAAAGUUUGAAAUAAAUAAAAAUUUGAAAUAUUUCAUUCAUUAG
Messenger RNA from Cryptosporidium ubiquitum, 606 nucleotides. RefSeq lists its product as uncharacterized. NCBI's taxonomy places the organism in Eukaryota, Apicomplexa, Conoidasida, Eucoccidiorida, Cryptosporidiidae. The transcript has 2 exons. Gene Ontology annotation, molecular function: fatty acid synthase activity. Gene Ontology annotation, biological process: fatty acid biosynthetic process. The record is from RefSeq and is a predicted model, not a curated record. Bases 1 to 606 code for a protein of 201 amino acids.